CUGCUCUACUUAAAUAUUGUUUACUUCCGGUUGUUAUUCAACAUGGCUGGAUCGGGGAAAUUGCAGAAGACAAACUACAAAAAACUUAAAAAGCAUAAAAUGGUGGGAUUUAAAUUCGCUGCUCUGGUCGGAGGACUUUUCGGAACCAUCGGACUUCUUUUGUAUCCUGUUGUUAUCCAGCCCAUGAUCGAUCCUACCAAAUGGCAAGAAAUUCAGAAGGAAGCAAGAGCAGGGUUUGACAGGGAAAAGAUCCAGCCAGGAGAAAUGAGAGUAUGGACUAACCCUAUGGAUACAUCAAGCAAGAAGGAGUAAGGGAAGAAGACAAUUGAAAGAAUGAAGGAAUGGCCAAGAUGGCAUGAAUAUGUACAUAUACAGUAAAUGUGUAUGCUAAUUAUAUAGCAGUGAAUUAGGACAAAAUGAUAAGAUGUUGAUUCUUAUACGACUGAAGGUCAUCUCACUGUGUUCAUCAGAAGUGCUCAUGUGAAAAAUAAUGAUUUCUGCAGAUUUUGUAAUAGACAGAUCUAUGUAAAUUUGAUUGAGUGAAAUUGAAAUUGUUUUGUGAAGAUGUGUCUUGAAGAAAAUUGGAUGUCGUUAAAAAGUGUGUUGUGAGUGUGUAAAUAUAACGUGUGUACCUUUUUGUCUGAGUGUCAAUUUAAUGAAUGACGCUACUAGAUGAUGAUUUACUUCGAAGUUUUUUGUAAUCAUGUCUGUAUAAUUAUCUGUUUACGUAUAUAAAAGUUUCUGUAGCACCAAA
Molecule: messenger RNA, 754 nt
Organism: Pecten maximus
Lineage: Eukaryota; Metazoa; Mollusca; Bivalvia; Pectinida; Pectinidae
Exons: 3
Coding region: 43-312 (89 amino acids)
Biological process (GO): mitochondrial respiratory chain complex IV assembly
Cellular component (GO): mitochondrial inner membrane
Source: RefSeq, a predicted model, not a curated record